AUGCAUAUGCCAAACGAGUUCUGGAAUGCUGCUGUGGAGGCAAUCUAUGUCGAUCGAGAGGACUAUCCGUGUCCAGACAAGAUGCUGGAAGAUGUUGUGGCGAACUUUCGAGAGGGUGGCAUCUGCAAACACUUCUCCGAUUUGUUUGAUCAUGGACAAGGAAAGCUCUUGAUCGAGGGGGGGGCUCUAGAUGGUCAGUGUUAUGCAGUUGGCACGAUUCGUCGGGUCGUUUUGAAUGCAUUCGCCCUGGCUGCUGCUGGCCGGGUCAUUGACUGCGAGGAUCGGGAGCUGGAUCCUCAUCAUUUGCUAUGGGCCAUGGUCUCUUUGGAGUGGACCUGGACUUUUGAAUCCCAGCUGUGCGGGUCCUCGACUCAGGCUUUUCAGAUAUGGCCGGUCAAACUGCUCAAGUGCAUGGAGGUGGCUGAUGCCGCCGAUGCUGCAGCUGGACACCUUCGUGUCCGAAGACAGCGGGGGCAAGUUUGGCCGGAGUUGGGCAUGCUAGCUAAAGCCUUUGAGGCACUAGCCCUCAAUGUUCCGGUAGUGAAACUAUCCUUGCAAAUUUGGGGUGCAGUGAUGACUUCUCCAAAGAGCAUGGCCAUUGAUUGGCUGAAGAAGGUUUCCGAGCUGCACAAGCUGCUGAAUGCUGGAACGGCGAAGACUGUGCCCGUCUACGUGGACAGCUGGGGCAUCAAAAGGCUGGCUACUUUGGCUAUGAGGCGAUGGAAAGCGCCGAUCGGAGCGCUGCGAGAUCGGUCCCUUCAUGUCCUGUUCGAUGUAAUGACAGAAGCUUGGGGCCAGGAAGCUGAGGAGGCCGAGGUCGAUGAUGAUAGCCCAGUGGCUGCUGCAGAUGAUUAUCCAGCUGCCGAAGGAGGUGCCGCAAUUCCUCAUGCCUCGGCUGCUGCAAUAGCUGAGGACGCUUUGGAUGAAGAGAUGCGAGCUACGCAAAUGCAGCUGGAAAUCUUGGAGAAUUAUUUGGCAGAUCGGAAACGAGCAGCCGGAAUCUUGGAAGCAAUGUUAUUGCUCACUGCACGUGGCUGCACAGGCCAUGGUGUGGAUCCUUCCACAACGGAUACUGUUCCUUACAACAUCAUGCUGGGAGACCCUUCAUCGGUAUUGGAUGCUUGCAUCGAUAUCAGUGAUGAUGAAGAUCUGGAUGGUGAACCUUUGGGUCUCGAGGAUGAUGGUGGAGAAAAACCAGAUCCGGAGCCUCGCCGCGAGCUGGAUGGAAACGGUUGCAAUCCGGAGGGGGAAGUGGCCGACAAGGAGCAGGAGAUGCCUGAGGAAAAUGGUGAGUUCGAUGUGAUGAACUUCAAAGCCGAGGGAACCCCGACAAGUCGAUUCCGGAGUCUGAAGAGGCUAAGGCUAAGCCAGGACGUGGUCGUGGCGGUCGUGGCAGAGGCUACCCGGGCUGAGCAUGUGGCUUCACCAAAGAAGGCUACCCCGAGCAAGAAGCCCAAAGCAUCCCCAAAGGCCAAGGCAAAUGGAAAGAAGACAUCCCCGAGCAAGAAGAAACCCGAAGCAUCCCCGAAAGCCAAGAAUGUCAAGAAUGACCCCAAGAAGGUAUCAGCAGGUACACCCGAACCAGGACCAGGAGCCACAAGUGCUGCAGACAAGAGUGCUUCCAAGAAGCGCAAACGACACAGCGAGGAGGAUAAGUCCUUCGCACGCCGCGCCAAGCCCUCCACCGAGCACGCCUUGAAUCAGUGGACAGCCAUCCGAGACGUCUUCAAGUCCGAUCUGUCGCUGAAGUACAAUAGCACACACCAGGAUGACUUCUGGAUGCUGGCAAAGCCACGGAUGCCGAAGAAUGCGCCCCUGUCGCAGUGCAUCAAGGCUUUUGUCGCCAUCGUUCUCCUGUCAUAUUGGCUGGACCCGAAACCGCCGUUCUGCAACGAGACAUUUGAUGUCAUAGAGCUUUAUGCGGGCCGUGCAAGGUUGGCGGUCCUGAUGAUCCUCAGCGGCUCCUUUGAGGGUGCCAUUGCGGUCCUCGGGAUCGAGUGCAGCACUUUUGUGCAGAUGAACCGCCAAUAUGGCCACAUCAAGGAGAAUGCUCUGCAUAAUGAAUUGUCCUGGACGUGUCUGCUAUUGGUUCUCUUGGCCACUUUGGGCCACCAUUUCUUCGUCGAGAAUCCGGGCAGCACGUUGCUGGGAUACUUUCCCAGGAUCUACCCGCCCCUCUUCGCCCGAAAGAUGGUGGAAAUGAUCGAUCCCUGCCGACUGAAGUCACGACCAUCUGUGAAGAAGGCGGCCGAUGCGAUCUCUGAGAAGCCCCUCCACGAGAUAUUUGCCGAUGCAUCCUGGGACGAAACAGACUGGGAUGGGCCGGACGAAGCAAAGGCAGAGUCUGAGCGACAGGCAAAGGAAAAGGCUGAGGAACUUCGACAGGCAAAGGAAAAGGCUGAGUCCGAGCGACUGGCACAGGAAAAGGCGGAGGAACUUCGGCAGGCAAAGGAAAAGGCUGAGUCCGACCGACUGGCUAAGGAAAAGGCAGAGGAACUUCGGCAGGCCCAAGAAAAGGCUGAGCGCGAGCGACUGGCACAGGAAAAGGCAGAGGAACUUCGGCAGGCAAAGGAAAAGGCUGAGUGCGAGCGACUGGCAAAGGAAAAGGCAGAGGAACUUCGGCAGGCAAAGGAAAGGGCUGAGUGCGAGCGACUGGCAAAGGAAAAGGAGGAACUUCGGCAGGCAAAGGAAAGGGCUGAGCUUGAGGGACAGGCAAAGAAAAAGGCACAGGACGAACUUCGACAGGCAAUGGGGAAGGCCGAGUCAGAGCGACUCGACCAGGAAACGGCUGAGUACGAGCGACUGGCGAAAGAAAAGGCAGAGGAACUUCGGCAGGCAAAGGAAAAGCGAGUCGCACAGGAAAAGGCGGAGGAACUUCGACAGGCAAAGGAAAAGGAGGCACAGGAAAAGGCUCAGUCACAACGCCUGUUUGAGGAAGGCAUCCCACAGGAUCGUGAAUCAAUUCUUGCUCAGAUAGCAGAACACAAGGCCAAAAAGGAAGACUUGGAGAAGAUGAAGGCAAAACUGGCCAGGCUUCAGCAAGAGCUGACUGCUGAGCUGGAGGUGACAGACGCUUUGAUGCAGACACAGCAGGUACCGUUGAUGCCAGGUAUGAUGAAGACAGAAGCCGCGACCCCCGAGACCCAGCCCAUGACGCCGGCAGAAAAGGCACUUCUGCGAGGUUCGAGCGAGGAUGCCCAGGAUGCCUGGGUUUGUCGGGGCCUCUUUCAGUCCCCCACGCCGCCCCCGGCCCAGGAAACUCCGGUGGCCAAGUGUAUCCGUGACCAGUUCAAUGCUGGUGGCAAGUCCAAAGACAAAGUGCUACAGCUCUUUGCUCAAUGCGACCACGAUCCGGUUGAUUUCGAAUUCCUUACCAAAAAGGAAAUGCUUGAAGAUCAGCACAUGACAACGGAAGAGAUUGAGCAGUGUGUUGCAGCAGCCGAGAAAGAGCCCAAGCGCAAAAUUCGGAAAAGAGAUCGUCUGACUAUGACCGAGCAUAUGGAGACUGAAGCCUUCGGGGGUGGCCUGGAUAUGGAAGUGGAUUUGGAGGAGAGCUUGAACCAGAGCGCAAGAUACCCAGAAAUCCACGACAACGCGAAGCCGUCUGCAUUGAUGGAAAAGGCUAUCCAAGCCUGCACUAAACGCAUAAAGAAACUAUGGGAGAUGCUUCCUACACGGGAGACUGAGACUGAGCAGAAGGAGGCUGCCCCUGAGCCUCCGCAGAUGUUUCAGAAGAUCCGUGUCCUCUACGGGCAAGUGGAUGCAUGCUGUGAAGCACUUCAGAAGUUCAAGGCUGAGGGUGUCCUGGAGGGCUUCACUGAGAAGAUGGAAAGCAGCAUCGAUGUGGAGCUGGGCAGAUGCCGAAGGCUGAUUGAAUCUGCCGAAUUGGAAACCCGGGCCAGGACUAUCAUCCCGAACGUGAAAGCGAAGAUUGAGAUUUAUCCCAAAGCAGCCCCGAAGGCUAAUCCGAAGGCUCCAGCUUGUGUGAUCGGCGAGAUUGCUGAAGCUGUAGUUGCCGACGGUAGUGCGACUCGGAACAUACGGGAGGCCACAAAGGUUGACAAGAAUCAUAGUGAACGCAAUGCACACAGACUGUUCAACAGAUAUGGCUUGGCCCUCCGGGUUCCCAUCUCCUUUCUCGAGGUGCAGCAAAGUAGCAGCCAAGAUUCCAUCAUGCUGCCAUAUCUGAAGAUCACAGACUUCCUGAAGCAUUUGCUUAACAAGUUUGAAGAAGCCCUGUUUGCAGGGCAGAAAGCUGAUUCUGAUGCUGCCCGGGACCUUUGUAGGACGUUUUGGGGUCGGUAUGAAAGCUACCACCGCAACCAUGUGGCUUUCAAGGAUUUGGAUGAUGAAGAUAGAUGUCACACUGUUCCUAUAGCGGUACAUGGUGACAAGGGUAGAAGUUUGCAGAAAUCCCCGAUCUUUGUCUUCAGCUUCGAAUGUGUUUGGGGGCUGCCACCAGACAGGCUUCAAAAGGUUGCUUACGAUACUCGUCGUGUAUCACGUCAUGACACGCACCAAGGGCAUCUGAAGUGGUCUUGUGGCCGCCGUGCAUUUGGGAAGCGGUGCUUCAAUCAAAUGUCUUUUGAUAGCUGUACCUGUCGAUCUGCUGAUCACUUAAACCCCACAUGCAAAGGCAAUCAUCAGCGCCACAACAAUCGUGGGCACAGCUAUCUGAGUCGGUUUCUGAUCGCAGCCAUCCCUUCGAAGCUCUACAAUCGAAACAAAGAGGCACUACCAUCCUUGUUGAAGCAAGCAGCCGGGGAUCUCCGAAAGGUUUUCGAAGAAGGCAUCCUGCACGAGAGGUCAGGCAAGCGGUUCCGGUUUGCCCUGGUUGGCGCUAAAGGCGACGCAGAGUGGCAUUUCGAGGCGGGCGGUUUCAACAGGUCGUAUCAUCGAAGUGGUACGAAAAACGAUGGGCCCAUGUGCCCCCUCUGUGAUGCUGGCACCGAAGGUGUUAGUUACACAGAUGUGUCUGAUGCUCCCGAGUGGCAUCGGAGCAUCGGCCGAUCAGUGCCAUGGGAAAGCACGCCGCCCCUCAACGAGGCACCAUUCUCUACGGAUUUCCCAGCCAACCUCUAUAAAUUUGAUCCUUUUCAUGUUCUCAAAUUCGGAAUAUUCCGUGAUGCUGUGGGGAGCACGAUCGUGAGAUUGGCACUGAUGGGCUACUUUGAUUUUGAUGAUGACAAUGGUACGAGAAACAUCGUUGAUCGCCUUAGCAGGGGUUUCUCGCUCUACAAGAUGUGGUGCUUAGCAGAAAACAGGAACCCUUCUUUGAAGAACUUCACUAAGGCGAACAUGAGCUUCGAGACAUUCAAAAAGUUUGCAGAAGUGAACUGUAAGGGCAGCGAAGUGACGCUGUUGAUGCAAUGGCUGGAAUUUUUCCUGGGUGUCCUUGAGCCGAAUGAAGCAAGCCAUGCUGUAGUCUUGAAAGCAAUGUCUCAGAUGAUUUCUGGAGGCUUGUCGUACAUCGGCAUCAUGCACAGUCAUGGCAUCUGGCUCCCAUGGAGCUGUGCCAAAGUUCAGCACUAUGGGGGCUUAGCCUUCGCUCGAGGUUACACCUACCUCGCCGAGCACCUGAUGUUUCAGGGGGCUACAGGGUACCGCUUGAGACCGAAAUUGCAUUAUUUCAUGCACCUGCUGCAUACUUUGAAGCUUGGGAUUGACAAAAAGGAACCCUAUGUCCUCAACGAGGCUUUGCAUCUUUGCGAGGCCAAUGAAGACUUCAUUGGCCGUUUGGCCAGGAUUAGUCGUCGUGUCCAUGCUUCACAAGCUGCAAUGAGGACCACGCAAAGAUACUUAGUCAAAGUUCGCCUGCUUCUUGAAAAGCUCCUCGAUAAGUAG
Symbiodinium necroappetens is the source of this 5844-nucleotide messenger RNA. NCBI's taxonomy places the organism in Eukaryota, Dinophyceae, Suessiales, Symbiodiniaceae. The record is from the annotation of a GenBank genome assembly.